This is a messenger RNA of Tricharina praecox, 769 nucleotides long. RefSeq names its product nuclear movement protein nudC. The transcript is spliced from 2 exons. Gene Ontology annotation, cellular component: cytoplasm. The record is from RefSeq and is a predicted model, not a curated record. NCBI's taxonomy places the organism in Eukaryota, Fungi, Ascomycota, Pezizomycetes, Pezizales, Pyronemataceae. The coding region runs from base 63 to 614 and encodes 183 amino acids. Gene Ontology annotation, biological process: protein folding.
CCCUAAACCAAACCCUGACACACCUCCCCCACCAUCGCCUAUCACCACCGAACAACACAAUAAUGAGUGAUCAGCCUGACGCCGCCGCCGAGAAGGAGCUCCGUCUGAAGGAAGCCGUCGAACAGGCCGCGCUCCCGUACGCGUGGAAACAGACCAUCGCCGAUGUCGACAUCUCUGUUCCCGUCCCUGUCGGCACCCGCGGACGCGACCUCACCGUUGUGAUUUCGUCCAAAAAGAUUAAGGUUGGGCUCAAGGGGCAGGAGCCAAUCAUGGAGGGUGAUCUCCCCAGUGCGAUCCGCGUCGACGAAUCCACCUGGUCCCUCGAAGACCAAAAGCUUGUCGAAAUCCACCUGGAGAAGGUCAACGCGAUGGAGUGGUGGCCGCACGUGCUCACACACCACCCCAAGAUCGAUACCACCAAGAUCUCACCGGAGAACUCGAAGCUCAGUGAUCUCGACGGCGAGACGCGCGCGAUGGUGGAGAAGAUGAUGUUUGACCAGCGACAGAAGGAGAUGGGCAAGCCUACCAGCGACGAGCAGAAGAAGCUGGAUAUGUUCAAGAAGUUCCAGGAACAGCAUCCCGAGAUGGACUUUUCGAAUGCCAAGUUGGGUUGAGGGGGGCAGUGCGGGGCUGAGAGAUAGAGACGUCAAUCAAAUCAAGAUUACCCAGUGCUUGACCUCGCAUCAAGCUCAUGUCAUGUGCAAGAAACCACGGGAUAUCACUCUGUGGUGCUGCAAUGCCUUCCCAUAAUGGAUAUAUCACCGGAGAA